Messenger RNA from Poeciliopsis prolifica (blackstripe livebearer), 909 nucleotides. RefSeq names its product interferon a3-like. Bases 204 to 758 code for a protein of 184 amino acids. Lineage: Eukaryota; Metazoa; Chordata; Actinopteri; Cyprinodontiformes; Poeciliidae. Gene Ontology annotation, molecular function: cytokine receptor binding. Gene Ontology annotation, cellular component: extracellular region. The transcript is spliced from 5 exons. Gene Ontology annotation, biological process: defense response; response to exogenous dsRNA. The record is from RefSeq and is a predicted model, not a curated record.
GCUGAACAAUGUUCGUUUUCUACCUGCACGAAAGCCGCUGGCUUUUCCCCGCAGGUGAGUCCGGAAAGUGAAAUCUGUUCGCUCUGGCUUUAAAUGCUCCGCUGCGGCUCCGCUUCAACACAACAAUCCCAGGAGACACACGAGUUCUUAUACAAAGAAGCUUUAUUGCUUUAUUUAUUAUUUAGUUAAAGGACAAAAUCAAGAUGCCGAGCAGGAUUUUCUUCACUUGUGUGUUUCUCGGUCUGUUCUGCGCAUGCUCCGCGCUGAGCUGCAGGUGGAUGGAGCAUAAAUUCGGACAGUACAGCGGAAACUCUUUGAAUCUGCUGGAUAUGAUGGCGAAUAACAUCACUAACAGCACUGAGGGCGAAGAGAUCACUGUGGCCUUCCCUGAUCAUCUGUACAGCCAGGCAUCCAAAGCAUCAGCUGAGGGUAAACUUUCCUUCGCGGUCCACAUCCUGAAGGAGAUUUCUGUCCUGUUUGAGGAAGAUCAGAGCUCUUCGUCAUGGCAGGAGGUCACAGUGGAGAACUUUCUCAAUGUUGUCAACAAACAGGCUGAUGAGCUUCACUCCUGUAUUAAAGGCCAUAGCCACAUGAAGAAGAGGAACACCAAGCUGCACUUGUAUUUCAAGAGAUUAUCCAACGAAAUCCUGGCGAAAAUGGGCCACAGUGCUGACGCCUGGGAGCUGAUCAGGAGGGAAGUCAAAGUCUGUCUAAUAAAAGCAGACCACCUGGUUUCCUCUCUGCUGCCCUCCAGCUAAAAUAUUGAACAAAGAUGUCACAAAUUAUUUAUUUAUCUCAAUAUUAUCAUGUGUUUUAUGAUUGUGAAGACGCUGAUAUUUAUCGUCAUGUGUGCAGUUUCUUUAUUUUUAUUUUAUUUCUCCCAUCUUUUGAUUACUUUGUACCUUUCAU